Messenger RNA from Brugia malayi, 5763 nucleotides. RefSeq names its product EGF-like domain containing protein (gene Bma-mup-4). Bases 1 to 5763 code for a protein of 1920 amino acids. The transcript has 39 exons. The record is from RefSeq and is a predicted model, not a curated record. Gene Ontology annotation, molecular function: calcium ion binding. NCBI's taxonomy places the organism in Eukaryota, Metazoa, Nematoda, Chromadorea, Rhabditida, Onchocercidae.
AUGAAACCACGGGACUUAUGGCCAGCAUUGUUGUUUAUUGCUCGAUGCGUUUUCCAUCUCAGCGCAGAAACAUUAGCAAAUAAUACACAACCAUUUGAAUGUUAUGUUGAUGAUCCGCUAGCAUGCAAUCAAAGUAAGUAUGAAGUAUGCAUAUUUCGUUCUGGCGCUUAUAGCUGUCAAUGUCCGCAAAAUGUGACACGAAGCGCAGAUGGACGAUGUAUUGUAAUUGAUGAAUGCGCUGAGGAACGCCUUAAUGACUGUCAUCAAAAUGCAAUAUGCAUUGAUAAGAUUGAAGGUUACACCUGCCAGUGCUUGGAUGGUUUUGUUGAUUUAUCAGAGAAUGAAGAAUUUAAACCAGGUAGAAUAUGUGAAAAAGAUAUCAAUGAAUGUGCUGAUCCUAUCACUUACAAUAUUGAUUGUUCCGAAAAUGCCACUUGUCACGAUAUACCUGAAAGUUUUACCUGUAUUUGUAAUCCUGGAUUUAUUGAUAUUAGCAGCCAUUACUCUUUAUUACCUGGAAGGAAGUGUGUUGAAAAUGUCGAUGAAUGUAGUAAUGGAACAACAAAUGAUUGCUCACCUAAUGCUGAUUGCAUUGAUCAACCGAUUGGGUAUAUAUGCAAAUGCAAGGAAGGAUUUAUUGAUACUAGCGUAAGUAUAAGUCAUUAUCCAGGGCGUCAAUGUAUUGCGCCAAAAGAGCCUCAAAUUAUCAGUUCACAACAAAUGCAAUUUCCAUUCUAUCCAACAUUUCAAUCAAAUUGUUCAAUGAAUCAAACAUGUUUAAAUAAUAGCCAUGUACCACAUUUAUGUCAUUGUUUACUACCUGGUACCUUAAUUACUUCUCAUGGACAAUGCAUAAUAUUCAAUCAAACAAUAAAUCAUUGUAAACAACAAAAUGAUUGCGAUUUGGCUGCAAUUUGUUCGAAUACAUGUGUUGGAUACAAAUGUCAAUGUCCACCUGGUUUCUUAGAUAUGUCACCUGAUCCGGUACGAUUACCGGGAAGAAAAUGCAUUCAAUUAAUUAAUGAAUGUGGUACGAAUAAACAUGAUUGUUCACCGUACGCUACGUGUACUGAUACGUUAGAAUCAUAUUUAUGCAAAUGUAAUGCUGAAUAUAUCGAUGUUUCAUCACGUUAUGGCUUAAAACCUGGACGUCGUUGUACACAAUCAUUGAAUCAUUGUGCUAAUCGAUUAACUAAUUUGUGCGAUGAAAAUGCAGAUUGUGUAACAUUAAUGGAUAAUUAUACCUGUAUUUGUGCUACCGGAUAUUUUGAUGUUUCCAAUAAUGCUAAGCUACCAGCUGGACGUGUAUGUACUUUGCAAACUUAUUGCCCUGUUCAACCAAGCGAUCUUGUUUUCCUAAUCGAUGGUAGUACUUCUAUUGGUGUAAAAGUUUUUCAGAACGAGAUACUUCGUUUUGUGAAAGAUUUCAUUGAUUUAUUUGAUAUUUCAUCGGAACAAACGCGUGUAGCUGUAGUACAAUUCUCGGAUGUUAUUAGACAUGAAAUUUACUUAAAUCAAUGUUUAUCGAUACAGCAAUUAAGAGAUGCUAUUAGUAAUAUUGAGUAUCUGAAAGGUGCAACUAGAACAGGUUAUGCAAUACAAUAUGUUACUGAUAAAGCAUUCACUGAAAAUCUCGGUGGUCGGCCAGGUGAUAGUGGAAUAUCACAAAUUGUUAUCAUUAUCACAGAUGGAAGGUCACAGGAUAGUGUGACAAGCGCUGUUGAAAAUGCAAAAUUGAAAGGAAUUAAAUUAUUUGCAGUUGGUGUCACAGAGCAUGUAUUAUAUGAUGAAUUAGAAUUGAUUUCUGGUUCAAAAAGUCGAACAUUCGUUGUAAAUACAUUUAAAGAUUUGAAUGCACGUUUGAGAAGUAUAAUUCAGAAAGCAACCUGUCCAGUUAAUAUUUCAUCACCAGCAAUAUUUAAAGAUAUUAUAUUAAUAUUAUUUGUAUUGUUUAUAAAAAUCUAUGAUGGAGCAAAAUGUUCUUCGCUGUUGCUAUUAUUAUUAUUAUUAUCUACUGCAUUGGUUACAGGCGCAGAAGAAAAUUGCGUAUUGCACUCGCAUGCAGGAUGUGAUCGAUCGCUUAAUCAAAUAUGUGCAUUAAAAAGUGGAAAACCAUGUUGUUCCUGUCCGAUGCCAUUUGAACAACAUCCAAUUACACGGGUUUGUGGUGGUGCUUUAUGUAAUCCACAAAUUAUCUCCUCAUGUCCAAGUCCUGAAAUAUGCCAGAUGACACCACACGGUAAUCAUCGUUGUAUCUGUCCACCUAAUACAGUACGAGAUCAAAAAUCUGGUGCUUGUACGACUACACAUAAACCAUCGAUGAUGCCUGGGAUAAUGCCAAAUGAAUGCGGAAAUAUGAUUCCGUGUAAACAAAAUGAACAUUGUAUCAUGUCAUUAACCGGAAGACGAGUCUGUCAAUGUUUGCCUGGCUACGUGAUUAAUUCAAGUGGUAAAUGUCAACCAAGAGGAACAUGUCAACCAUACCUACCAAAUGCUUGUGAUCAACGACGAAACGAAGAAUGCUUACCAGAUGAUCACGGAGGAUUCACGUGUCAAUGUGCUGCUAAUCAAAUCCGUCAUCCUAUCACCCAGAUUUGUUUGGUGGAUGAAUGCGCUGCUGGUACGCAUGAUUGUGAUAAUAAUGCAAAUUGUAUUGAUACAGAUGAAGGAUAUAUUUGUACAUGUAAGGAUGGUUAUAUCGAUGAAAGUCCGGAUCAGUCACAAAAACCCGGAAGAGUUUGCCGGAAACAAAUAGAUGAAUGCUCCGAAGGUAUUCAUAAUUGUUCAGAAUAUGCAGAUUGUAUUAAUUUACCAAAAGGAUUCUUAUGUCGAUGUAGAGAAAAUUAUGUUGAUUUCAGUCCAAAUCCACAACAUUUUGGUGGCACAUAUUGUAAGCCAAUGAUUAAUGAAUGCGCUAAUGAAUCAUUAAAUACCUGUAAUAAAAAUGCAAUUUGUAUUGACACAAUGGAUGGAUACAAAUGUCAAUGCAAAGAUGGCUUUAUUGAUCACGAUGAAAUGCGAAAUCCAGGCAGAAUUUGUCAACAAGAAAAUCGCCUUUGUAUAACGAAUCAAAAUGAUUGUGAUAAGCAUGCAAAAUGUAUUGAAAAAGGUACCAAUGAAUACAUUUGUGUCUGUGAACCUGAUUACAUUGAUAAAAGUCCUGAACCAAGUAAACCAGGUCGUGUUUGCUUAGAACGUAUCUGUAGUAAUCCAUCAAAGCAUGAUUGUCAUCCGGCUGCUUCAUGUACCGAAGUUGCAAAACCGGAACGUUAUACAUGUUCAUGUCGUAAUGGUUAUAGUGAUAUGGAUCUGCUUAGACCUGGAAGAAUAUGCAAAGAGUUAGUAAAUGAAUGUUUAAAUUCAUCGUUAAAUGAUUGUGAUCCAGCAGCUACAUGUACUGAUUUAAAAGAGGGUUAUACCUGUACUUGUCCACCUAAUUCCAAGGAUAUUUCACCGAAUAGUCAAAAGCCUGGGCGAAAAUGUUCCAUUUUGGUAAAUGAAUGUACAAAUUCACAUUUAAACAAUUGUAGUCGUUUUGCGGAUUGUAUAGAUCGUGAAGAUGGUUAUGAAUGUGUAUGUAAAACUGGUUAUCGUGAUGGAAAUCCGGCUAAACCGGGAACAGAUUGCAAGUUAAUAGUGAAUGAAUGUCAAUCAUCAAAUUUGAACAAUUGUGAUAAAAAUGCAGAAUGUAUUGAUACGGAAGAAGGAUAUCAAUGCAAAUGUAUUCCACCUUAUAUCGAUCAAAAUCCAUCACAACCCGGAACGGUUUGCCGGAAAAAAGGUAUACCAUGUGGUGAUACGGCAUGUCAGGAAGAACUUGGUGAAAUUUGUUCUGAGAAUCAGUUAUGUAUUUGUCCGCCUGGACAAAAACGUUCAGGUCCUGAAAAAAAAUGUCGUCCGGUUGAAUCAUGGUCAUUACCUUUGUUGGUCAUUCGUCAGAAUACUGAAGAAUUAAAUUACAACGAUAAUUUAAGAAAUCCACAAAGUGACCAGUACAAAGAAUUGGUCAGUGCAUUUGAAAAAGGUAUUGCUGAAAGUUAUGCAAAUACAUCGCUUAAAAAUGGUUUUGUGGUUGCUGAAGUAAACGAAAUUGCUCGACCAAGUGAUUUCAUUAAGCAAUGGGAUAAAGGAAUUUUGUACAAUUUUACGGUUAAUUUUGUACGCGGUAGUGUCGCAUCACCUGAAAGCGUUUUUACGGAACUUUUGCAGUAUAUUGCACAUCGGAAUAAUUUUGAAGUUGGUAAAAGUAAACAAUUCAUUAGUCCAUAUCAAGCAAAUCCUUUUGAUAAUUGUUAUAAAAGUGACUGUCAUCCGGAUGCAAAGUGUACUGCCACUCCAACCGGAUACAGAUGUCAAUGUCCGGAAACACAUCGUGACCUGAAUCCGUCAAAAGCCGGACGUGAUUGUGUAAGUUAUGCUGGUGUAAAUGAAUGUGAACGAAAAGAAUGGAAUGAAUGUGAUGAGAAUGCUCGAUGUAUUGAUGAAGAUUACCUGUACAGAUGUGAAUGCAUAAAACCAUUUGUUAAUGCAGCACCACCAGGAAAAUUACCUGGUUCAGUAUGUCAUAUUGAUUAUUGCUCUGAUGUCAACUUUUGUCCUGCAAAUGCUACCUGUCAAAAUGGUGAAAGAGAGGCUCAAUGUGUAUGCAAAGAAGGUUACGUGGAUAUUCGACCCAGUUUAUCCCAAAAUCAACCUAAUUAUCCUGAAAUGGUACAUUGUGUACUACUGCAAGAUGUCAACGAAUGCGCUCUUGGUCUAACCAAUUGCAGUGCAGUAGCAGUUUGUACUGACCUACGAAUUGGAUAUGAAUGUCAUUGCCCGAAUGGAUAUUUGGAUGGUAAUCCAAGUGAACCUGGUCGAAUAUGUGCAGCACAAUUGUGUGGCUUAUGUAAUGGUCAUGGUGAUUGCAUAUAUAAUGAAGCGACAAAAAAUGUGACAUGUUCAUGUGUUGGUGGUUAUACUGGAGAAUUUUGUGAGAUUGAACCAUCUAAGACACUGCUAUUACUCUUCCUGAUCUUGGCUGUUUUACUAUUACUUUUGUCACUUUGUCUUUGCAUGUACUUCUGCUCGAGACUUCGAUGUUUCCGACGAAAACCAGAAACAAGUAUUGGAAGUGGUCGAGAGAUUCUUAGUUCUGAUUACUAUUCCAUUCCACGUGCUAAACUAAAACGACGUGAGGUCGAUGAUACUGCUCCAGCGGAAGUAAGUAGCCGUCAGUUACAGCGUUACUUAGAUGAUGGAGGUUCCAUUUCCGGUGAAUCAUCUGGUUCGUCAGUUCAAUUCGAAAGACGAGUUAUUACCGACAUCACAACACAUGAAAUUAAAAAGACCAUUUAUCAUGAUCCGGAAACUGGACAAGCAAUUUAUGAAGUUACUGCAACAGCUAGCAGUAGCGCAGGUGAUGGUGGACAUUCACAGUUUCUUCGACCACCGAUUGAAAUCGAAUCGGAACAACAUGCAGGCGAACAGUAUCCAAGGAGCGAAUCAACAUCACGAAUAGAUGGAAGUGGAAGAGGUACAAUACGUGAAAGUGGAUCACGUGAAUACACAGCUACCCGAACUACUCGUCAAAUGGCAGAUGAUUACGAUGAUAAAGAAGCAUAUAGUCAAGAGGAUGAAAUUGAUGGCGCUGUUUUUGAUAGAACAACUAAGCUUUCUACACGACAUGAUUUCAUGCCAGCAGAAUAUGGACAUGGUGGAGUGGAACGAAGACGCAAUGAAAUGUCAACUAUGACCAAAUCACAUGAGACAAGUUACUAUUAG